This is a messenger RNA of Paramecium pentaurelia, 2102 nucleotides long. The record is from the annotation of a GenBank genome assembly. NCBI's taxonomy places the organism in Eukaryota, Ciliophora, Oligohymenophorea, Peniculida, Parameciidae.
UAUGUCAGACAGAGUGACUAGAAAAGGAAAAAGUUAACCAUAGAAAGAAGAACCAAAAUAAGCAAAGAAAUAAAAGGUUUAAAAAGAGACUUAUGAUGUUGUCCAAUUAUAGGAUAUGGGUAAUAAAUUUAUAUAUAAAUAAUAGCCCAUCAAUUAAGGAUACAUUCAAUUGAGAUGACAAUUGCAUCUAAUUCUGGACAUCCAACAUCAUGUGCAUCUAUGGCAGAGAUUAUGGCAGUGCUAUUUUUCACAAAGGCAGGAAUGCAUUUUAAUCCAAAAGAUCCAGGAGUACUUAGUAAUAGUGAUUUUAGAAUUUUGGAAAUGAUAGAUUUGUACUUUCUAAGGGACAUGCAGCUCCAAUUCUUUAUGCUGCUUGGUCAAUGGUUGGUUAUAUUGAUAGUAAAGAAUUAUUGAAUUUGAGAAAGAUCGAUUCAAUAUUAGAAGGUCAUCCAGUUCCAAAGUAGAUAAUAUAUUUUAUAUUUAUAUAGAUUACCUUUUGUUGAUGUAGCAACAGGAUCCUUAGGAUAGGGAUUAUCAGUUGCAGGUGGUAUGGCUUAUUCAUCUAAAUUCUUGGACAAAAUAAAUAAUAGAUACUGGGUAUUGAUGGGAGAUGGUGAAAUAGCAGAAGGAUCAGUAUGGGAAGCAGCUCAUUUAGCUAGUCAUUACAAAUUAGAUAACAUUACAGCAAUAGUAGAUGUAAAUAGAUUGGGACAAUCUGAAGAGACCUCAAUUGGUCAUGAUGUCAAUGUUUAUAAGAAGAGAUGGGAAGCAUUUGGAUGGAAGACUUUUGUAAUAGAUGGACAUAAUUUGAAUUAAUUAACUGAUGCUUUUGAUUAAGUAAGUGAUUCCAGAAAUAUUGUUUCUAGUGUAGAAAUGUUAAGAAUUAACCACAAGUUAUAAUUGCAAAAACAUUCAAAGGCAAAUAUUUGGAAAUGGAGAACAAAGAAGAUUGGCAUGGAAAACCAGUUCCAUAAGCAUAAGUGGACUUUGUUAAAAAACAAAUGAAGUAAUAGGAUGGAUUUACACUUACUCCAGUAGUUCCUACAUAAAUAGAAAAGCCAUAAUAAAGUCAUUUUACAUUGGAAGUCAAUUAUGCAGUUGAUGGCAAAUAAUCAACAAGAGAAGCAUAUGGAAAAGCUUUGGUAGGGUUGAGUAAAACAGAUGCUAAUUAAUAAAUUGUUGCAGUAGAUGGAGAUACUAAAAAUUCAACAUUCUCAAUUAAAUAUAAAGAAGCAGUUCCAACUAAUUUUGUAGAAUGUUUUAUUGCUGAAUAAAAUAUGGUUGGUUGGGCAUAAGGAUUCAGUUGUAGAGGAAAAGUAGCAUUUGCAUCUACAUUUGCUGCUUUCUUUGCAAGAGGUUUUGAUCAAAUUAGAAUGGGAGGAAUAAGUGGAUCUUAAGUUAAAUAUAUUGGAUCACAUGCUGGUGUUUCAAUUGGUGAAGAUGGACCAUCUUAAAUGGGUUUAGAAGAUAUUGCAAUGUUUAGAACUAUACCAAAUUGUGUUGUUUUAUAUCCAUCUGAUGGAGUAUCUGCUGAAAGAGCUAUUGAAUUAGUUGCAAAUCACAAAUCUCCUUGUUAUGUUAGAAUGAGUAGACCAUCAUUACCUAUUUUGUAUUCUAAUAAUGAAGUCUUUGAAAUUGGAAAGUAAAUAUUAUUAUGUAUACUAUUAUUUAGAUCAAAAAUAUUAAAAUAAAAUGAUGAUGAUAAGAUCUUAUUAAUUGGUGGAGGUGUUACUACUCAUGAAAUAUUUAAAGCAGCAAAAUAAUUGAGUGAAUAAGAUAAGAUACAUGUCACAGUUUUGGAUCUAUUCUCAGUUAAACCUAUUGAUCAUGAUGGUAUUCUUAAUGCUGCCAAUAAAACUAGUUUGAAAACAAUACUUGUAGUUGAAGAUCAUUAUAGUGAAGGUGGACUCUUUGGUAAAUUAUUAUUAUAUAAUCAUAUUAGAAGCUGUAUCAUCUUGUUUAAGUUUGAACAAUGAAAUAAAAAUACAUUCCAUCCAUGUAGACAAAGUGGCUAAAAGUGGUACUCCAGCAUAAAUGUUAUCAUUGUAUCAUUUAGAUGCUGCAGGUAUUAUUGUUAAAGUCAAGUCAAUUAUUUAAUGACG